UUACUAAGCGCCAUUGUUGGACGGAUUGACUAUUUUCUAAAAAUACCUCAAAAAGAACUAAUAAUAAACAUUAAACGAGAGUUUUUAGUGUAAGUGGUAAAGAAUCAGAAAAUUAGUGCAAUAGUGCGGUGAAUUUUUCGUUUGACUUGAGUGCGAAAAACAAUAGAAAAAGACUAGUCAAUGUCAGCAGGCGUGUCAGAUCAGCGGAUGAAAGGACAGGGAAAUCAAGUGUCCAAUGGCCCUAAAGAACAGCUAGGAGCGGGUGAAGGCGCUAGCGGCUCAGAGGAAUUCGAACCAUGGAGGUCUCAGCAGCAGAAUUCAGCCGCUCACACAGCCUAUCCAUCAGUCCCCAUUUCAAGUGCGACAGAUUUGUACAAUAUGAGCACGGCAGGAUAUUACGGGAGCGGAGGAACUUAUCCAUAUCAAGCGUACGGUGUAGGCGACGGGACAUGGUCGAACGGUACAGAUCCGAUGACGUUUUUGAGCGGCUAUCCACACGAUUCAUAUUCGAUGGACGGAAUGUUCGGUCCAUCGACCACUUUUUCCACCCCAACGGCUUUUGGACAACCGUCGUCCUUCAACUACUUCACAGCACACAGCAACGGCGACUACAGCACGUGGGGAAGCCAAUUGGGAGGACAACGCAAGUACGAGGACUACUACAGGGACCCCUCAAACAUGUACACGCAGGCAGUGCCAGAUUCGAUAAAAAGCGUCGAGCAGGCCAUGCAAAUACUAGACAUAAAAUCAUCGUCGGAAUCGUCUAAAGAGCCACUCGGUCAAGCAAAGAAAACGACUUGGGCGAGCAUCGCCAGCCAACCGGCCAAACCCCAACUGACCGUACAGAAUCAAGGACUGAAAAAGAAAGGUCCAGGUAUGCCACCGGGUCCAAUUGUGCCCGGUAAACAUAACAUGGACAUAGGAACGUGGGAUACGAACAAAAGUACGCCACCGCAAUUGCCCAUUGUUAAUAAUACGGCACCGAAAACUAUUGCACCGGCUAUGAGUGUACGGCCCGGCUGGAACGGUCCUCCAACGACACGGCCGGCACCUCCAAGUGCCCCACGACCUGGACCUCCACAACAUCCCAUGCAGUCGUAUCAGCCCCAGGCGAUGAUGCAACCGCAUUUGCCGCCGCCGGUGAGCAUGCCCAACAUGCACACAGGUUUGAUGCCGGCGCCUGGCGCCCCCAUGCCAAUGCUGGUGACGCAGCAGGCGCCGACACAUCCUGUCCUGGACGAACUCCGUGGUAAGAACAACUACAAUCCUUCCGAGUUCGAUUUAACGGCACCAAAUGCUCGUUUCUUCGUGAUAAAAUCGUAUUCGGAGGACGACAUCCACAGGAGUAUCAAGUACGAGAUCUGGUGCAGCACCGAACACGGCAACAAAAGACUGGAUCAAGCGUAUCGCGAACGCGAAGCACACGGUGCCGUCUAUUUGUUCUUUUCUGUGAACGGUUCGGGACAUUUCUGUGGCAUGGCACAGAUGGUGUCACCUGUGGACUACAACGCGAACAGCUCAGUGUGGUCACAGGACAAGUGGAAGGGUCAGUUCAAAGUGCGUUGGAUCUACGUUAAGGACGUUCCGAAUGUGCAACUACGUCAUAUCCGUUUAGAAAACAACGAGAAUAAGCCGGUGACGAACUCGAGAGAUACGCAAGAGGUACCGCACGCGAAAGGAUUGCAAGUGUUGAGGAUUAUGCAUUCGUAUAGGCAUUCAACGUCGAUUUUUGAUGAUUUCGUUCACUAUGAAAAACGACAAGAGGAGGAGGAUAGUAGAAAACAACCGCACAAGGAUAAUCACGACAUGUCAGGACAUGGGAACAGGGAUCACAAGGAAAGAGGGGAGCACAGAGGCGGUAGGAACCACGAUAGGGAGCAGGAUAAUAGAGAUAAUCACAGACAAGGGGGCCAUCGGAACAAUGACCAUCACGGAGGACAUCAUAAAGACCGCGGCGACAACAAUCGGGGUCGUGGAGGCCGAGGCGGACGCAAUUAAACAAAAAAAAAAAUCGAUGAUAAUAUAAAAGAAUAAAGAAAAAAAUAACACAUUGUUAUGGCUGCUCUUUACUGUAGUGUUAUAAUCUAUUACUAGCUUGUUAUUUCAUAUACUUCACAUAGACGGUAUUCAGAUUAGUUAAUCCGUACUGAUGGUUUCUGCAUUGCUCUAGUUUAGACGCCCCCUCCCCUCCCAGUUAAUUUUUCUACAUACAGUUGUUACGAUAAUAAUUUGCUUAUAUCAUGUUGCUUUCAAUGAGAUAAUAACGACCGGUUGAGUUAAUUGAUGUGUAUUUGCCUAAGAAAAAAGUUUCAGUGAAUCAUCUGGGUCUAUGUGGUGUUGCUAUUUUAAAGAAAAACCAAAAAAAUCCAUAAAAAAAUUUCCAAUUAAUUUCUUCAUGUGGGUUUGAAUUGAAUUUUUAAAUAUCGACUUUAACUAAAAAGGUAUAUGGAUUCUAGUAAUAUAGUUGUAUAAAUAAAAGAAUAACAAACUAGUGGCCCCCACUCUUCGGAUCGGGCUGAAAAGCAAUCAAAAAGAAAAUAUAAAAGUAUAGUAGUGCAGUGCUCAUUUGAUUUUACUGUCGAGUGGACUUUUUAAUAAAUUAAAUUGUAAUAUAUAAUAGAAGAACGUUGCGAGGUAGUUGAAUUAAUUAAAAGUGUUGAUUUAUCCCGGACUAAUUUUGAAAAUCAGCUGCGAGUCGUGCCGAAUAUCCACGAAGAAGAAAUUUUAAAACCAACUAUCCGAACACUCUGAAGCUGUGAAAGUGAUAACAGGACAAAUAAACAAAUUGGCUAAAGUUUCGUUUCAUGACGGACAGUGUGACAAGUUUGUUUGUAUAUGUUACAGUUUUACUGAUGUUUUUCAAUUUUGUAAUAAUCUUGUAGGAAAUGAACUAUGUGCAGUUUUUAUUAAGAUAUUUGUUAAAAAAAUGAAUAGUUUAAAGCGAGGCUGGAAAACCCGCAAAUGCUAUGUUUAGACUUAGAAAUCUCGAAUGCGUUCAUCUCACCAGAUUUUGUAAAUAUUGAUUAAAUGUAUAUUUAGGGACAAUAUUGUGUUUUUGUAGGUGCUACUACUUUAUAUAUACAAAACCAGCCACAUUUCUCACCAUUUCUUUGUAAUAAGAUGAACAUAGCAUUUGGUUUUCGUUGUCUUUUUGUACACUGUGCCUAAUAUAUUAGACUGAUGCACUGAGUGCAUUGUGAUUGUAAAAUAUUGAUUGAUUGUGUGAUCCGAACAGUGGGCAUCCUCUGUUGAUAGCUACAUCAAUAAAAGAAACAUCAAUUAUGA
This is a messenger RNA of Tribolium castaneum (red flour beetle), 3285 nucleotides long. RefSeq names its product YTH N6-methyladenosine RNA binding protein (gene Ythdf). Gene Ontology annotation, molecular function: mRNA binding; N6-methyladenosine-containing RNA reader activity. Gene Ontology annotation, cellular component: cytoplasm. Bases 181 to 1998 code for a protein of 605 amino acids. Lineage: Eukaryota; Metazoa; Arthropoda; Insecta; Coleoptera; Tenebrionidae. The record is from RefSeq and is a predicted model, not a curated record. Gene Ontology annotation, biological process: mRNA destabilization. The transcript is spliced from 8 exons.